GUGGCAAAACUUCCCUGACCAAUAUCCCCCCAUAUGACUCCUUGUUGCCACUAAAUUCCUCUCAUUAUUUUUAUGCACUCCCUUUAAUUUUAAUUUCUUUUUCUUCACCAAUUACAUAAAAUCUUCUCUUCCACAAUACCAUUUCCCAGACACCAUCUCCUCCGCCAAGAUGGGUGUGGGAAUGUCAAGGUUGAAUGUGGCAUCCUGCGGAGCCUUUCACAGAACCACCAGCGAGUUGCAAGAUCCCUCCACCUAUACGCGCAUGAUGGUUGAUCGUAACGAUCAUGAUAAUUCAAAAAUUAUUCCUGUCCAAGGCCAAAAAAAUAACUCAUCGUUGCCAAAAGAGGUCGUUAGCUCAUCCUUGCCUAAAAAGGACGUCGUUAGCUCAAAGAAGGAUGAUGAGGAGAAGAACACAUAUGUUAAUAACAUCUACCAACAGUUGGAUGAAGAAUCAGAAAAGAAUACCGAUUAUGACGGUCCAAUGUUCAUGAAAUCGCCUAGUUUCAGAGAUUUUAUGCGUCCUGUUGAAGGCAGCGUCAAGAAUGGCGGUAAGAAAAAAGGAGAAAUGAAAGAAACCAACAAGACAGAAGCACAAUAUGAUUAUAUUUGCAACGGAGAGGCAUGUGUUAGGGUGGAAUCAAAGAACGACGACACACCACCAGUCAUGAAUAAAGAAGCUGGUCCUCGGAAAGAUAAAAAAAUAAACAAAAUAUUUGCACAAUAUUACAAGCCAAGUGCUGGUGUGAAAAAUCUUUUCAACCCCCACCCUAAACACCCUAAGCCAUCCAAUUCUGAUUAGGAGCCCUUGAUCCAUAUUUUUUCUCUUAUUAUGUUAUUUCAACUCUUCUUUGCUAGACAAGUGGGUAACAUAUUAUAUAUUCUUUCAUGUCAUGGCCUUGGCUAAGAUUUUGCCCUCGCGAUGAAUUCA
Messenger RNA from Daucus carota subsp. sativus, 928 nucleotides. RefSeq lists its product as uncharacterized. The coding region runs from base 170 to 799 and encodes 209 amino acids. The transcript has 3 exons. The record is from RefSeq and is a predicted model, not a curated record. NCBI's taxonomy places the organism in Eukaryota, Viridiplantae, Streptophyta, Magnoliopsida, Apiales, Apiaceae.